Messenger RNA from Magnolia sinica, 1824 nucleotides. Its product is annotated as large ribosomal subunit protein eL28z-like. The coding region runs from base 1492 to 1794 and encodes 100 amino acids. The transcript has 4 exons. Gene Ontology annotation, cellular component: ribosome; cytosolic large ribosomal subunit. Gene Ontology annotation, molecular function: structural constituent of ribosome. The record is from RefSeq and is a predicted model, not a curated record. Gene Ontology annotation, biological process: translation. Lineage: Eukaryota; Viridiplantae; Streptophyta; Magnoliopsida; Magnoliales; Magnoliaceae.
CCUGUUGUAUGUGGAAUUGUACUUAAGGCCCCUAUUGUUUGUUUUGGGCCUUUGGUUCUCAUUGGUUGGGAUUGCUCUUAUAGUGUGAAUUUAAAUAUGCACAUUUCCAAUGGAUUCACCAUUUGAUGCAGAAACCUGUACAUCAGUGCCACAAAUGAGGAGUAUGAGUUACUUUUUAAACUCUGCAUAAUUACCAUAGGAAUGCUAGUGGUAACUGAGUAUACUUGGGUUUUCAGUUCUAGUAAGUGGGAUAGUUAGUCCAUAAUCCAGGCCAUUAAUCUGUUGCACCCCAUUAUAGAUGGAGAUGGCCCCAAGAUAAUUUUGACUCUAGGAUAUAAAACAUCAAUGGUCUAUAUUACCAAACCACUGGUCCCACUUGUCAUAAUUGGAAACACCUGUAUACAAGUGUGGCCCAUGGUUUGGCAAACCUUUGAUUUGUGUUUCAUCUCAGCAUGGUUGGAUUGAAACACAAAAAUCUUCUUGAUAAGACUAGUAUAACCUUCCAUUUGUGGCCAUAUGCGCCGGCUAGAGGGUAAAUAAAAUAACAGUCCCCAUUUAACUAAGAAAGUGUUUGGGGCAUAACUUUUCUGUAUGAUGAUAUUCAUUGUAGAAUGAAUCGAUUCAUACUGUAAAUUUGAGUCCAUACUCAUCUUUUGAUUUUUAGGUUGCAAAUGGAUUAUCACCACUACUAAAACUUUAUCCAAGUAGAAUCUUCCAAAAUUACUAGGGAAUUGAUUUGGUUUUGUUUUGGAUUUUUGAGUUUCUAAGUCCAAUUGCAUAAUCCAAUGCAAUCAUUCCAUUUAUGUUUUUUUUUUUUUAAAAAAAAUUAAUUUUUUUAAAAAAAUUUCACAAUGAUUGAUUGCUUUUAUUUGACUGGACGUUGAAAAGGGAACUAAUGACCUAUAACUGGUUGUAGUUUACCUAACAUAUAAUCUACUUUUACAAGCAUUUUCUGCCAGGGUCCAAUUGGAAACAAAAUUCAUGAGGCAUGAAAAAAUGGGUUGUAGCAUACAACUGGUUGAAAAUGUAAAGAUUUUUCUUUUGUGGAUUUCUAUCAAGUGAUCAACUAGCUAUAGGGAAGGAAACUUGUUUCUGUCUGGGAAUGGGCACCAACAUGUACCCAUCAUCAGCUUUACUAGGACAGAACAAGGAUGAGUCAAUUGCUGCUUUGCCAAUCGAUGAGCUGAUAGAGAAGGCUGAUGGUUUUGCUAAUGUUUUCCCUGGUAUUUGCUCAUGGCAUCAAGACUGUUCGUUCUUUUCUCUGUAUUCUUUGUGCGUGCGCACACGCACAUGUCUAAUUCCAUACGUGGGUGGGUUUUUGUGUGCGUUCUGUAUUUGUUAUCCACUAUGUCUGACUGAGCAUUUAUUGAAUGUUUAUAAUGCAAAAUUGAAGGGGACUAAUGGUACUACGAAAGAAAGUUCCAAGGUCUGGCAAACAAGAAGACUGUGCUGAUUCAGCUAGCAGGGAAAGAUCUUUCUGUUGUGCUUGCAAUGAUGAAGACAAAGAACCAAAACUGUCCUGCAAAUCUGUACCAUAGGUCAGUCAUGAAGAAGGAAUUCCGACAAAUGGCAAAGGCUGUUGUUAACCAGACUGGAGAUUUGUGGUUUGAGGGUCGUGAGCGCAUUCGUCACACACGAGACUGGCUCUUACAACUUAAGGAGGUUAUAGAUGUUCCUGAAGAUAUCUUGAAAAUCAAACAAGAGAUUGAGUCUGAACUUUUUGGCGAUGAUCAGAGUACAAGUAAUUUGAGGACUUCCUCUUCUUUGCAAGGACUCACUAGAGUAUGUUUCUAAAAUUUUGGAUGUUCUUGGACAACUCCUCAU